Messenger RNA from Clupea harengus (Atlantic herring), 2435 nucleotides. It is a transcript of the gene samd1b, whose product is annotated as sterile alpha motif domain containing 1b. The transcript has 7 exons. The record is from RefSeq and is a predicted model, not a curated record. Lineage: Eukaryota; Metazoa; Chordata; Actinopteri; Clupeiformes; Clupeidae. Gene Ontology annotation, molecular function: DNA binding; protein binding. The coding region runs from base 114 to 2144 and encodes 676 amino acids.
GCUUCCGCUUCAUUCCUAGCCGGGCUCGGAGCGGAUCGGAGCUUUCAGCGUCACUUCGGAGACAACAAAACCGAGACGCUCGGGCCAAACCCAACGAAACCCACUCGGAAAACAUGUCCGAACCCAAGUACCGCGACUGGAUCUUGGAGACUAUCGAUUCGCUGCGGUCUAGAAAAGCCAGACCGGACCUUGAGAGGAUAUGUCGAAUGGUCCGAAGGAGACACGGGUCAGACCCAGAUCGGACCCGUGCAGAACUGGAGAAACUGAUCCAAGAACAGACAGUACUUAAAGUUAGCUACAAGGGCUCGAUUUCCUACCGGAACGCCGCGAAAGUGCAGAGGAAAAGCCGAAAAAAGAGUGAGCUCACGCCCGACCGCAGUAGCGGCAGCGGCGAGUCACUGGGCGAACAAGCCAAACACGCCACUUUCAACAACAACGGCGACAGCGCGCACAGCCUCACGGACCAAGAGGAGUUUGGAGACAAGGACCCCGAGUCCACGGGGGCGAGGCAGAACCUUGACCCCCACCCCCCGGCCCAAACCCUAGCCCCAGCCCCGGCCGUGCAGGAGAGGAGCGAAACGAUUUUGCCUCAGACUAGCGGAAACAGUUGUGUCAGUUGUGGCGCAACGGACUGCACUGUCGGGAGCGGCUGUGGCGUGAAGGCAAGUGCACCGAAAGACAAGAGAUUAAUGCCACAAGCGGGAGGGAAAUGCGACUCGUCCGACCACUCGAAAGACACGAACAAGGACGACGUGUGUGAUGCCGCGAGUCAACACAACACCAAGUCAGCAGGGUGCGGGGAGACGCACUCGCCCAGCCGCGAGGACAACGGAGAUAAGGCAAAGAAAACUUGCGCGAGUGCUAGUUCGAGCAGCAGCAGCAGCAGCGGUGAUGUCGGCAACAAUAACCACCUCAGCCGAAACAAGCCGCAACCGACGCUCACUAAACCUAAACUCCUCCGUGUCGGCACAACGAGGGCGGCGAGUGAGAACGAAGCGUCGGACCAAGCCAGCGCCGAUCUGGGCGACAGGCUGGUGGAGUCGGUGCGGAGUCUGACGGAGCGGAGUCGGGCGACCACCGCAACGCGGGGCCCCACGCCGCUCGGGCUGAAGGAGAUCCUCGGCUACCUCAGCACACAGAGUGGACUGGGCGAGGAGAAGCUGACCCGCAGCCGAGUCAAAGCCGUGCUGGAGCGAGAGGUGGCGAGGGGUCGCCUCAGACGGACCCACCUCGGCCACAUUGCCCUCCCCACGAGGGGGAUGGGGGCAGCCAAACCAUCCGCGAGACUUCUGAAGAGCGCACUGCAGGAUAGACAGCUCGCGAAGAAGGUGGAGGUGAAACCAGAGGAACAGCCGAUGGUGGUGGACAGCACAGUGACGGGACGGGAGAGGGAGGAGGAGGAGGAAAGGAAAGAGAAGGAGGUGAAGAUCGAACGGAAGGUGGGGGGAGAAGCGCAGGUGCCGCCUGCUGCGGGAACCGCGGAAGUCAAGGGUCACGGUGACACCAUGGUGGCGAAGGCUGUGCCCCCGUCCUCACCCAGCCCCACCCCCACCCCUGCCACCCUCAACCACACUGUCAAGACAGAGGCCCAGCCGAGUGAUGAAGUGAUGGAGCCUCAGAAGGUGUCACAACCAGCAGGGUCAGAGGUCAACCAGGUGGAGGAGGAAGAGGAGAAGAUGGAUAUAAAUGACCAGCAGCCUCCAGACACACAGGAUCCAGUGAUCAUGGUGUCAGAUGCUCCCUGCCUCACUUCCUCUGUUGCCACUAAGAGCUGUUCGGGCUGUAAGAUGGAGGUGGGAGUGUCUUCCUGCCUGCUAACCCCAACGGCGUCUCCCAGAGACAUGGGCCCCUCUGAGGAACGGGGGAUGAACGGAGGAGUGUUUGUGAAGGUGGAGAGCGGCAGCAUGAACCCGGUGGACUGGACCGUGGCGGACGUGGUCAACUACUUCACCUCAGUGGGCUUCGCUGAGCAGGCCCUGGCAUUCAGGACGCAGGAAAUAGAUGGCAAGUCACUCCUUCUGAUGCAGCGGAAUGAUGUCCUCACGGGCCUCUCCAUCCGACUCGGACCGGCACUGAAAAUCUAUGAACGGCACGUUAAGGUUCUGCAGAAAACACACUUCCAAGAUGACGAAGCUUUCUGCUGAUGAUGAAAAUACACACACAUACACACGCACGCACACACACACAUAUACAUACAUUCUUACUCCUGUGUAAAGACACAUUUGACAUGAUCUCAUACGUGCAAUCAUGCAUGCACUGACUGUUGUCAUACACAUACACAUAUCUUUGCUUAUUUGUAUUAUUAUAUUCAAACUGACAUAUGGACUUGUGACAACAAGUAUGUGAAAGGAUUCCAGUGCACAUUCACUCAUUAAUACACACACACACACACACACACACACACACACACACACACACACACACACACACAUACA